CACUCACCCAAGAGCUAUCUCCACAAACUCUGUGCACAGAAAGACGCCAUGGACGCUCCUUUUCAACGGCUCGUGGGGCGUUUCGUGCCAGUGUCAUUGCCCCCGUCUGGGACCUUCGACGGGCAGACAGUUCUCAUCGCCGGUGCUUCCACUGGUAUUGGGCUCGCUGCUGCCGUGCACUUUGCGACCCUCGGCGCUAGCGUCAUCAUCACAUCCCGCGUAGCAUCUCGUGGGGAAGCUGCAAAACGGCACAUAGAAGAAGCGGUGGGGCCCUCUUACAAAGGCGACAUAUCGUGUCUUGAGCUGGACUUAGAAAGCUACGAAUCGUGCACCAGCUUCAUGGCCAAGCUGAAAACCAGUCUCCCCGACCCUGCCGCGCUAGAUGUAGCGAUCCUGAACGGUGGCAUGGUGAAUUCUCACUGGGAGCAAAGUGAGGCAGGUUGGGAAAGAACAAUCCAAAUCAACACCAUCGGUACGACUCUCCUCAGCCUGCUUCUGCUAGGAUGGAUGCGUGAAGCCCGGAGUCAUAGAAAGUCUCCAGCGCAUAUAGUCUUCGUCUCCUCGCGCGACCAUCUCUACAACGACAUCGAUCCACUGGUCAGGUGGUCUCAGGAAAAGGACGGCAUUUUGCGACAGGUGUCCAGCAAGGACAACUGGGAUGGCGGAUUUUGGGAAACGCAGCCGAACUACAACAUUAGCAAGCUUCUGCUCAUGUACACGAUCGAGGGUAUCAGCGAAUUGGCCCGAGGGCCGGACGGCGAUCCUCUCGUCGUUGUUAACAGCGUGUGUCCCGGGAUGGUCAAAACCGAUAUUGGCCGUCGCAUAGCCACGAGAUCGUGGAUCCACGCGAUCGGUGUCUGGCUAACUCUGUUUGUAACCGCCAAAACUGCCGAUUCGGGCUCGAGAAUCUGCGUCACGGCCGCACUGAAGCCGAAGGAGAAUCACGGCGAGUUCUUCAAUUACUGGAUGACGCCCGACAUGUAUCGCGGGCAAGCGAAGUCCGUAAUCGGCAGUGACAAGGCAAGGGCACUGCAGAAACAGGUGUGGAAGGAGGUAAUCGAUGAGUUGAAAUCCAACGUGCCGGGACUGCAGGCUAGUCUAGAUAAGAUGUGCCAGCCCGCCAUGGAUACAUUGGGGAAAGGCUCGAUAUGACGGCUUAAUAAGUUUGGUUUCCCGUUCGUUGAGGUUCUGAGUUAUCAUUUCUUUUGCAACCCUUAGGUAUACAAUGGUGUUUCCGUGGAUGAAAGAUCUUUUGGAUCGCUCUCAUAUGUAAGAACUGAUAUCUACAUUAAGCCUAUUCACAUUGAACCCAAGAGAUCAACAGAUCUAGAUGUCACACGUGUCUCACGCGAUACCAUACCCAUGUACUGCACUAUUCACUCAUUAGGACUACCUGCUUUCUUGUACAGUAUAUAGUCAGCCCAGAGCUCUCUCAAGCUCCUUA
Molecule: messenger RNA, 1444 nt
Organism: Lindgomyces ingoldianus
Lineage: Eukaryota; Fungi; Ascomycota; Dothideomycetes; Pleosporales; Lindgomycetaceae
Product: NAD(P)-binding protein
Exons: 5
Coding region: 49-1152 (367 amino acids)
Source: RefSeq, a predicted model, not a curated record